AAAAUGUUGCUGGAGGGCAGCUUUCAUGAUCUGGAGAGGACUCUGGACAAGGAGCGUGAGGUGUGGCAGCAGCGACUGGGUCAGAAGGAGCAGGAGCUGCUGAACAUCAGGAGCCAGAUGUUUACCCAGCUGGUAGACUACGAGAACCUGCUGGAUGUGAAGCUUGCGCUGGACAUGGAGAUCAAUGCCUACAGGAAAAUGCUGGAAGCUGAGGAGCAGAGACUGCAGCUGACCCCCAGCCCCUCCCAGCAUUCAGCCAUCCCUCGGACACCCCUCCCUCUAAGCCGGCAGCUUAGAGGGAAGAAGCGGAAACACGAGGGAGCCUCGGGCAGCCAUGCAACACAGCACGGCUCUGUGAGCGUGGCCGGAGUCGACAUGGACGGGAAAUAUAUCAGACUGAAGAACAACUCUGAGACG
Notothenia coriiceps (black rockcod) is the source of this 417-nucleotide messenger RNA. Its product is annotated as lamin-L(III)-like. The annotation marks the transcript as partial. The transcript has 2 exons. Gene Ontology annotation, molecular function: structural constituent of cytoskeleton. The record is from RefSeq and is a predicted model, not a curated record. Gene Ontology annotation, biological process: nuclear pore localization; nuclear envelope organization; heterochromatin formation. NCBI's taxonomy places the organism in Eukaryota, Metazoa, Chordata, Actinopteri, Perciformes, Nototheniidae. Gene Ontology annotation, cellular component: nuclear lamina; nuclear envelope.